UCGCCCAUAGCAAGGUUAGAAUGUGUCAGCAAAUGCGCAUGCGCAGUCCGCUUGCUGGCUAAACUUCAGUGCUAUCUGCGACACCGCUUUGUUCGCGUGUUUACGAGUUUUGUGCUUGUGUUGUGAUAUCCGUCAAGUUGGGGGGCUCCUGCGACAGUAUCGCCCAGAGGGUAGCGGCGGCGCGGGUAGGCGAGCGUCGCACGCGCACCAUGCUUGCUAGCAUCAAGGGCUUCUGGAAGGUGUGCCGCUAUGGAGACCUCUAUAUGGUUUUGGCGGCGUUGGCAGCGCAGUCUAUCAACAUAUCAGUCGGGUUUUGUCAAGGCUUCUCCGCGGUUCUGCUGCCCCAGUACACGCAUGAAUAUCCACAGAUAUCUUACGAACAAAGCUCAUGGAUUGCGAGCUUGGGUGUGAUAUCAAAUCCAAUUGGUGCGCUACUUGGUGGGAUGAUGGUUGAUGCAGUAGGUCGAAAGCUUCUCCUGCAGUCAAUAGUCCUACCUAACCUUGUGGGCUGGCUUGUCAUCGCCUUCUCGGAGACUUACAUCUUUCUUUGUGUUGGGAGGUUCAUCACAGGAUUUACUAUAGGCAUGUCAACGGUCUCAUACAUCUACGUAGCGGAGAUCACAACAGCGGAAAAACGUGGUGUAUUAAGCGCUUUAGGUCCUGGAUUGGUCUCCACUGGAAUAUUUAUAGUGUACUCCCUGGGAUCAUUUGUCCAUUGGCGAAAAGUCGCUGCCAUAUGCGCCGCUGUCUCCCUUCUCACACCGUUCCUCAUGUAUUUUGCGCCAGAGUCACCUCUGUGGCUCGCCUCCAAAGGGCAGAUGAAGGAGGCCUACAGUGCCAUGUUCUGGCUUCGGCAGAACAACAACACCGCUCAGCAGGAGCUCAUGGAGUUCACCAAAGACCGCAAGAGCGACGAGGAAAUGACGUUUCGCCAAAAACUUGCGCUCUUCAAACGCCGGAGUGUGCUCAAGCCGUUUGCAUUACUCAUUGGUUUCUUCUUGUUCCAAGAGAUGUCAGGGAUAUAUGUGAUACUAUACUACGCUGUGGACUUCUUCAAGUCCGUUGGUACGAGCGUAAAUGAGUUCACCGCUUCCAUUAUAGUAGGAGGAGUACGUGUAUUCAUGGGAGCCGUUGGCGCGUGUUUAAUUAACAGCUUCAGACGUAAAACAUUGGCUGCAACAUCCGGGUUACUUCUCGGUAUAACAAUGCUUGGUGCUGCUAUAUGCGACUCGUUACAGGGACCACCGCUCGUGAAGCUGGCGUGCGUCCUACUCCACGUAUCAGUCAGUAUGGUCGGCUUCCUACAGCUGCCAUGGAUCAUGUCGGGGGAGCUCUAUCCGCAGGACAUCCGUGGCGUCAUGUCCGGGGCUACGGCAUGUUGCGCGUACAUGUUAAUCUUCUUCAACAUAAAGACAUACCCUCAGCUCGAGUACUACCUCACAAGUAAUGGGACAUUGUACCUAUUUGGCAUCUGUGCGUUGCUGGGUGCAGCAUACUGCUAUUUGUUCCUACCAGAGACGAAAGGGAAGAGUUUGACUGAGAUUAUGAAGCAAUUUAACGAUGAUAAAAAAGAGGCAGAUCCGGAGAUAGGAUGCGAGAAGAAGGCAACAGUUGAGGGCAAUGUGGUGCAGCGGCGGCAUAGCGCCGGGGCUGCCGUGUGCCUUGAAAAAAGCAAUAACUUGUUUGACAACAGGUGGAACCACGAUAAGACUGUUGAGCAAUGCGAAUGAGCUUUUGCUUUGUAACACGAGAUGGCGUUGUUCUAAAUAUAUCUAUUUCUCAAUAAAAUAAUAUUUUGCUGACUGGAAAAUGUGAUUAGAUUUUAGUUUAGUUAAUUAUUAUCAGUAUUACAAGUAACGCGGCGAAUUUGACUGCAACAUUCCAAUGUGAUAGUGAUAUUGUGUUAAUAGGUGAUGUCGUUAACUAAGCACUAGUUAAGAAUAUUUUUAUAAUAUUUCGUACAAAUGUUAAUUAGUUUAAAUAAAGUAUGACUGUUGCUAAUUUUAUCGGGUUAGAAUAAAUAUUAAAUUAUAUUUAUACCUUCUGUGAUGUUUAUAACAAAUAUUAAAAUAAAGUAUUAUAAAUAAUAAUGUGUGAAUCAAAUACAAGGUU
Messenger RNA from Pieris brassicae (large cabbage white), 2112 nucleotides. Its product is annotated as facilitated trehalose transporter Tret1-2 homolog. Gene Ontology annotation, cellular component: membrane. Gene Ontology annotation, molecular function: transmembrane transporter activity. NCBI's taxonomy places the organism in Eukaryota, Metazoa, Arthropoda, Insecta, Lepidoptera, Pieridae. Gene Ontology annotation, biological process: transmembrane transport. The transcript has 5 exons. The record is from RefSeq and is a predicted model, not a curated record. The coding region runs from base 210 to 1730 and encodes 506 amino acids.